CGUCUUGUUUCAAAACAUGGCGGCAAAGGAUUUGACAGUUACAGAGGAAUGGAUUCGUGAGAAACUACAAUUACACCAUAAACUUUUAGCUGAUGUCCGAACUCUGUGCCUGCCCGGUAACAUCGAGGGGAAAAUAAGCCAUUUAGGAAUAUCGCUGAAGAAUUUCGUGCGGUUGAAGACAUUAGACCUGUCCUACAAUGCACUUGUCUCGGUGUCAGGUCUUGAGCACCUGAAACUGUUGGAAAGGCUGAAUUUGUACUUUAACAAGAUAUCAGCCUUUCAAGAGGUAAUUACCCUGUCCAAACUGAAGAGCCUGAGAGAGCUGGACCUGAGACUCAACCCUGUGGUCAAGAAGCACCCAGAGUACCGCCUGCAUUUGGUGCAUGCACUAUGCCAACUGCGGAAUCUUGAUGACUGCCCAGUAAGAGAUCGAGAGCGCAAAGCUGCCAUCAUGCAUUUCACCUCCGAUGUGGAGCUCGAGCCCAAGCAGAAAACCAGCUGUCUCAACAGCCUCUCAGACCAAAGGAGCAGUGAUCUGAGAAUGGCAGCAUUUUACAGGCAGAACAAAAGUCUGGCUCUGCCGGAUGGCAAUGAGGAGGCUGCAGUGAACCACAUCAACCGCAGGAACCACAGGAACCGGGCUCAGACGAGUCCUCCGCCAGACGCCCAGACAGAACCGCAGUCUCGUCUGGCACAGGAAAUACCUGAUGAAGUCAUAUACUUGGUCAAUGAUUACGAUUCUGACUCCUUCCCUCAAACACAGGACUGUGUAAAGCCAGCCUUCAGACAUGCACAGAGCACUGAUGCCUCUCGUGUCCAGCCAAGCAUUCAGCCAUGCAGAAAAGGGUCUCUGACCAAUGGUGGACCUCCAGGGCUGGCCAGUAACAGACCCAGAGUGACUUUUGCAGACGGCUACGUCCAGGGAUCCCACAGCUUGCACCCAGCGCCGGCCACCCAUGGGACCAAGCCCGCACAGCUCAGGAUCCCAGCUACAGCAGUGUUCACACCGGACCCCAGAACCACCGCGUCUCCUAGAAAGGGAGAUGGUCAGCUGGCUUCCACACAGCAUGCAUCCCCACCCAGUCCGGCGGGGCAGAGCGGUCUGGACGUUGGCGACCUCUCUCUCCAGGCACGCCGCGUGUCCAGCAGGAGGGCAGAGGACGGGGGCUGCCCUGAGCAAGAGGCCGCCGGACCACAGAGGGGCAGCUACAGGAAGCCCCUUGACCUGCUGCUCAGCAUGGUGCGCGAGCACUGGACCACUGGCAAUAGUGACCCACAACACUACAAGACAUUCUUCACGCGGGCCGUGCAGGUGGUGUCCCUGAUGGAGCGGGAGCUGGCGGGCCGGGAGAGCGAGGCGCAGACCCUCAGAGAGGAGGUGCAGGCCCUUAAUGCCCAGGCUGGGGCUCGGGAGGAAAGGCACAGAUGUGAGGUUCAGGAGCUCUCCACCCAGCUAGAGAGAGCACACAACUCCGUCGAGAGCCUUGAUGAGCAGCUGAGGAGCGUGUUGGAGGAGAACGUGUGUCUGCAGAAGCAGCUCAUAAGCCUCGAGCAGAGCAUCUUAUCAUCCAGAAUUAACAAAUUAACCAGCGCCAGCGAUAACGGUUGCUGACAGCCUCUCCUGUGCAUCUGUGAGAGGGCUGAAGUCAUCCUCCGGCCUGACGGCCUGCAGAGACCCACAUUGUGACCUUUAACCCCAUAAGUGCCUUUAUGUUGUGAAUCUGAAUGUGCUUGGAGAUCGCAUGCUCAUAAACUGGAUUGCAUGUGGCCUAUGGGAAUAAGGACUGGUGAGUUAUGAACUUGUCUUCUGUUGUUAAUGCUGUGAGUCAUUUAAGUUCCUCAUGGACAACUGUAGUGCAAUGGAAUAUUUAUUGGUAUUUAUUUUUUAUGAGAGGUGGUUAUGUAAUGGAUGAACUUUUGUAGCUUUCCUUUAUUUUAUUUUUAUUGUUUUGCUUUUUUUUUUAAUUGAUUUUAUUGGAUGAGACCACCACCAGCCUGGCAUGGCUUUGCCGCAGGUGUUGGGUUGGGGAGGUCUCCUCGUUAAGCUGUGUCAUUGUGUUAUAAGCACAUAUGAACUGCACACUUAAAUGGAUGUUAACACUUAACCCAGUGGGGUACUUUGAAUACACAAGUAAUACUUU
Sardina pilchardus (European sardine) is the source of this 2141-nucleotide messenger RNA. It is a transcript of the gene cep72, whose product is annotated as centrosomal protein 72. Gene Ontology annotation, molecular function: protein binding. The record is from RefSeq and is a predicted model, not a curated record. The coding region runs from base 17 to 1612 and encodes 531 amino acids. The transcript is spliced from 13 exons. Lineage: Eukaryota; Metazoa; Chordata; Actinopteri; Clupeiformes; Clupeidae.